Molecule: messenger RNA, 1273 nt
Organism: Trichobilharzia szidati
Lineage: Eukaryota; Metazoa; Platyhelminthes; Trematoda; Strigeidida; Schistosomatidae
Source: the annotation of a GenBank genome assembly
UUUACAAACCCAGAGAAAACUUACAAUUGAACUACAGUAUGACUAUCAGCAUUAAUCACAUAGGGGAUAGGAAUGCAGACUUGACAACAUCAGUAACAUCUGAAAAAGAAAGUUAAAUUAUAAUUCAUACGUUCGUGCAACUAAAGUAUGUAAACAAAAACUAGACAGCUAGUCAAAAGUAAAUUCAUGCUGAAGUAUGAAGUAAUGGGAUGACUACUUCUUACAUUACAAUAAGAUGUCCAGGAGGUCUCGUGACUGAAUAUCGAGCAUCGUAAUAUCUCUACACUAGUGGAUUUGAAUGAUGAAAUGAAAUCAUCAUUGUAGUCACAGUGAGAUCAAAAACGAAUCCUUCAUUUUCCAUUUCUAGAAUUACACCUGUUUUGCCUAAAGCCAAGAUGACAUUGUCUGAAGAAUAAGAAGUAAAUGUUGUGCUUAGAUAUGUCAUCUUUCUUUUAUGGAACUCAGCAGUUUUACGUAUACGUUCAAUUUCUUCAGGUAUAUGUUUAGCACCCAUACUUCUUAAAAUACACUGGCUCAACAUAAUGCUGAAAUAUGUAUGCCCAAACGUAGUUUAAAAUCAAUAGUUUGAAGAGAUUUGGGCAUUGGGUGUGUGUUAUGCAUCAUUUUAAAAGUCUGUGUAUUUCCCAAUGGAUGAAAACAGAAUGAUAUUGCUUCUACUGGCAUUUCGCUACUUAGUGCUAAUAGCUUUUUCAAAGUGAAAUUAAAUCAGAAUUUACGAAAUCUCAGCUUAUUUACAGUAACUUAAUCCUAGUUUUUCAUUAUGAGUUUAUAUUUACUUUGUCAUUUGGGUGAAUUGAUGAAGAUUAUUCAUGUUCAGAUCGUUGGAUUUGCUAUUCUCAAAGUAUUUCAUGGAUCCCUAAAAAGAAACUAUAUUGCAUUUUCGCUGUCUCAUAUCUAUUGAAUAAUGCCUGUUCUGUUUUGCCCACUUUGCCACUCUUUAUUAAUGAUUGAAGAAUCAGCACAUUGUUAUUCACUAAAUUGUUCUGCUCCUACUUGUUCUUACCGAUGGUUUGUUACUCAACCCCUGGUUUUAGAACAUAAACCGAGACAAGACCUCCGUCUACGCCUAGAAGAAGAUGCCGUUUUCUCUGUUGACGAUGAAUACAGCUCCUCUGCUCAAAUAGAUGAGAAAUGUCCUAAAUGUAAUCAUACACGAGCGUAUUUUGUCCAAAUGCAAACUCGUUCAGCUGAUGAACCCAGCACAAUCAAAUACUCUUGUAUGAAGUGUCAUCACAUAUGGACUGAACAGUGA